AAUGAGUUUCUAUGCAACAGUAAAGAACAUUGGACCACCACCAAUGACAGGUAAUGUGGAGGCUUCGCAUAGAAAGGUUUCACGAGAGAAAAAGGUGUUUGUCUACCCCGAUCCACCAUUCAGCAACAUAGGACAUUUUUUGUCAGGGGAAUCGAAUACAUCACAAUUUGAUGGAAUAUUGGAGAAAGUUGGAAUACAACCUCAAGAUGCUGUACAGCUUCAAUCCGGAGGCUUUCUGAAUACCCUAGAUACAUAUGAUUUGAAAAAAUCAGGCACCUUCUGUAUUGGGACUGCUAAAGCACAUGGUGGUAAAAAGACCAUGGCACCAAGAAGUAAUGAGGAUUUUCCAGGUUUACAAGAGACAGACCUGACAGAGAAACCAAGAAAACAUGAGAAAGAAAAUGAGACACAGGAAGGUCCAUAUUCAACAGAUGAAAUCAUAGAACUUUGUUUACAAUUAUUUGAAGACUAUGACAAAAAAUCAAACUUGGAUUGGAGGAUGCCAAUGCCAAGUGCAACACAAAUUCAUGCCACAUUUGAUCAGGUCCCGGAUCUUGCUCCAAAUAUCCAGCCAACAGAAAUCCAAUCCAUGACGAAUCAAGAGAAAAUAGAAGGGAACCAGGGCAGCCUCUAUCAAGGAAAUCCACAAAGUAAGCCAUGCAACCUAGAGGGUGUCUGUGGCAAAGAUCAGUGUAUUAAAGAUAAUAGUUACCAGAACAAGACAUGCUUAUCCUCCUUAUUUGAUGUUAUUGAAUUAGAAUCCGAUUUGGGCCAAGAAAAUUCAAAGGAGCAAAUGGUGCAUGACAGUGGAACAAUGGCUUUCAAUGAAAUGACCUGUGGCGACUUACUGAUAGAUGUUGAGGUGAUGAAGGAUUUGAUUGAGUGUGACACUGGAACAGUUAAUGCUAAGAAAGAAACCUCUGGGGAAUUAUUAAAAGACAAUGAACUUAUGAAGAACCAGAAAAGUCAUGGCAUUGGAACAGCUGCUAGUGGUGCAGUUACCUGUCGUAAUUCACUUGACCCAGAGCUGCUGAAGUUGUGUGAAUUUGUCAUUGGAACAGAUGAUUCCAAGGAGGUGAGCCAACAACACUUACAAAAAGACACUAAACUAAUGAAGAACCAGAUGACCCAUGGAACUGGAACAACUAGAGCAGCUGAUUUUGAGAAAGUGACCCAGCAAAAUGUAUUAAAAGACACUAAACGGAUGAAAAUCGAGAUGGGCUGUCACACUGACACAUCUGUUAAUAAGGCAGAAGGCUGUGGAGGUUUACAAAUAGACACAGAGCUGAUAAAUAGGAUGGGGUAUGACACCAAAACAGCUAAUGCCAAGGAAGUGACUCAUGAGAACUUACCAAUGGACACCAGCCUAAUGGAGAAUAAUAUGGUCUCUGGUGAUUUACUUACAGGGAUCAAACUAAGAAAGGACCAGAUGGGUUUUGACACAGGAGCAGAUAAUACUGACAUUGGUAUUAUCCAUGGGACAGAAGAAGAUUUGGAGAAAUUUGCACAGAAUCAUACCAAGUUCUUGUCAGAUUUACCUUGUGUCUGCACUGAUGAGAUACCCAAGACAUCAACAAAGAAUCGCAUGACUGAUGAGAUGAUGUCAGCAAAAGAAAUAAUGUCAGAGAAUGAAACUUACAGAAGGCGGCUCAUUAAGAAAAGGCUGAAGAGAACGUUACAGAAUCGGAACAAUGAAACAGUAUCAAAAGUCAGAAGAACAUCGGAUGCAAGCCAGAGUUUUCAGGAAUAUAGCCAGGGAGGGAUUUUUGAGGAAAAUGGGGGAGUGUUGAAAAAAGGGAACCAAAAAGCACUUGUGGAGACAAGCCACCAAGGACUCACAGAGACGGAUAUCCUUGUGGAAAAGCAGUUUCCUAUGUUUGAUACUUGGGAAUUUCAACAUCCCAUGUACAAGGCAAAACUUCAAGAAUCAAGUUUUGGCAAUAUGCCAAAUCUUGAUGAUCUGGGGGUCAAUAUGUAUGGCAUAUAGGUCUUAUGGAAAUUUGCAGAAUUUUGCUGUUUACAAUGAUUGUGAGAUGUAUUUCUUGGCCUCAUUUAUAUGAUAUUGUGGUUAGAUAUGUUAAUUUACUGGUAGCCAGAUAAUUCAGUAGGUAGCGCAUCUGUCUGGAGUUUAGGGGACCCUGGUUCAAAUCUUGGUCAAGUCAGUUGCAUUUUCUGCCAUUUAUAUUUGGUGCUGCGGUUGUCCUGGUUUUCAGCAAUAUUUUCAAAAUCCUUAAUUUGCUUUUAUGUGAGUACGACAUUGCUUUUCCACAAAUCAGUUUAGUACUUAGGGUGACCUGUAUUCAUCCAUGUUUGAUUUGUCUUACCUGUGAUUUUUAAAUGAUCACAGCAGCAAAACUCUGAUAAUUAAACAAUGAUGAUUGAAUAAUGACUGGUGCAAUUCUGUACAGGCCCAGAUGUGAUAAUUAUACCCUCAGGGAUAUAUAUACUUGUCAGUAACAGGUCAGAUGAGGUCCACAAUAAACAGUUUUCAAACACAAUUAAAUUCAUUUGUGCUCAUUCAAAACCUCUUCAUCAAUGUAUGAAGCCAGUCUUGUCUUGGUUUCUUUUGGAUUUGAGUCAAGAGCUUAGAAUUCUUUUGGACAUUAGUGAUGAUUUGUUUUUGGAUUUAGAUAAAGAUCCAAGAUCCAAAUAAUGGUUUCCUGGUGCUGCAGUUUCUCAAAUUGCUCCAAAAAAGCAAAUUAUAUUCUACAUAAACGCAGCCAAAAUAAUAAAAAGCAAAAAAUGUUUGAGUAGCCUCGGCUAAUAAGUUAACAGGAAUGUUUUACACACAACAGAAGGAACAGUUGCUACCUAUUUUUUAUUGACUUAGGUCAGUAGUGGCCCAGAUUUGAACCCUUGGCCUUUCAAUCAUUGAGCAAGCACUCUACCAACUGAGCCCUGAAUGAUUGAAGAGAUACCUUUAAAAAAACACCAGAAAAGCAGUAUGGAUUUUAUAAAGUGUAUCAUCAGGUGUUGUGACCAAACCCUGGAGGUGACAGGUGAAAGAUCUGCCAGGGAAGAACCUAGUUUCUUGUAUGAAGACAUUCAAAAGAAGGGGGAACUGGGGCUUAUGACAUAUUAUAUGAGUUUAUAAUUGCUGAAUCGAUGAUAAAGUUUCUAAUUUUUUGACAUACAAGGGGUGAUCAAAAAGUUCGCAAAAGUUUCUUUUUGAUCUGAAUUGUGGUUUUGUGAAUAUAGAGUUAGUUCGCGAACUUUUUGAUCACCCCAUGUAUAUGGUAAAAAAUCUCAAGAACCACUAGGUCAAAAUCCUCAUGCUUUGCACUUGUGAAAGUAUAAAAAAAAUCCUGUUUA
Molecule: messenger RNA, 3312 nt
Organism: Saccostrea echinata
Lineage: Eukaryota; Metazoa; Mollusca; Bivalvia; Ostreida; Ostreidae
Exons: 4
Coding region: 2-1987 (661 amino acids)
Source: RefSeq, a predicted model, not a curated record